AUGUCCACUUCUCGGUUUACUAUAGAAUCCCUCUUAUUUGGAGGAGAAAUUAUUUUAAUACUUAUAUUUGACCUUUUUCUCCAUAGGUAUUCCACUAACAGCCCAAACUACCACAUUUUUAGUACCAGAAGUACUAUUAAGUUAGAGUAUGAAGGAACAUCAUUUUCUGAGUGGAGUGUGCCAGGAACUUGUUCUGUGAAAAAUAAAAGUUCACCCAAGACAGAACUACGUUGUUUUUCUCCUGGUUUUCAGACUAUAAGACCAAUUGUUACGGGCCCAGAUUCAGAAGAAGAACGUAAUUUGUUUGUGGAUAGUUCCCAUAUUUGUUUCCUGUGGUAUUAUAAAGUUAUAAAUUUAUUUCACAAUUUAACCCAGGUUAUUGUUAUAUGGAUAUAUGAUCCAGAAAAUGCAGACACCAAUGAGUUGCUAUGGAAUGCAAAUGAACCUUCACUAUAUUCCUUAAUACUUAGCAGGCAGUUGGCCACUUUGGGACAGAAGCCUAUCAUAUACACAACUCUGAAGAGAAAAGUUUAUUUUCCACAUGAUAAAAUGAAGAAUGGGACCUGGCGUAUUUUGGUACCAAUGACGUCAGAAGAUGUGCUAAAGGAGAUUAAAGGAAAUCAAGUGGCUUUUCAAGAUUGCUUUAUUGCAGAUUUUCUUUUCCUGCAGACCUUUCCUUUGUUGACAAUACCUGAGAUUCCUGGAUUUUUACCGAUCUCUUCACCAGCUGGUAGUCAGUUAAUGGCAACCUGGAUUGCUUGUGUUCCUUCUUAUAUUGUUGUGGUAGCGGAUAUGGAAACCUUUCAAACAAAUGAUUCAUUCCGUACUUGGACCAGAAUCAGAGUACCUCCAAACAUUUUGACUGAGGAUGAAAGACACAGCAUAUCUGAUGUGAACCUAUCACGGGAUGGAAUAUUUUUCCUAAUAAAUGGUGUUCUUUACAUAAAGAGUUUUACUGAGUUCAAAAGACUGGGAAUAAGUGAAAAUCUCCCCAAUAGUGGAAUUAUUGGCAUUACAUCAAGAAAAUGGUGUUGGAUCAACUAUUUAUUAAAGGCCAAAAGAAGAAGUAGCAUGGCAAUCUGGACAGAAAAUGAAGUUUAUCUUGGAUACACUUUCCUUAAGUUUGUUAAAAUAAUAACUACCAAAAAACUUAAAAACCUUCUAAAUAUAUCACCAGCUGCUACGCUGACUAUACACAAUGUUGAGUAUCCAGGACACCCAUUGGAACUCGCCUUAUUAUUAAAUUACUGCACUACAUGUAGAGUCAACAAAACGAUUUAUGUGGUAAUAUACAAUGAAGAUACAGAACAGUGGGUGUACCAAGACUUUGCCUUAGAUGUCUCUAUUGACAGUUUUUUAACUCCACAUUUCAUAUAUGCAGCAAUGCCAGAAUUAAUACUGCGGGAUAAACAUAGGAUCUACUAUUGUUAUCACAACUUCACUGAGACUGGAGUUAUACAAACACCUACAGAAUUUGGAAAUCUAUCAAGAUUGUCAAAUAACAGCAUUGUUCAUGACAUUUUCAUGGAUUAUUAUGGAAAUGUUGUGGUAAAAAUGGAAAACAACAUAAUGUUUUAUUUCAAGAUCAAUAUCAGAGAUGCAAUAAAACUACAUUUAUGGACAAAUAGCACAAUGAAGUCAUUAAUUUUAUUGAAUUCCUCUGGUCAAAUAUCUCUCAUAUAUGUUUUUGAAAAUGGCACAAUAUAUCCACAGGAAUAUCCUUUAAAACUGGAGUCACUAAGUGUAAACUUCAAUACAAAUGAAAAAUGCCCCUACGUGGCAUUUCAUAAUAAUAUUUUUAGUAUAUUUUACUUUUUGGACAAGGGACAGAACCUGUCCAUUUGGACUCAAAUAGUCUAUCCAGAAAAUAUAGGUCUGUAUAUUGUUGUGGAAUCAUAUGGCCCAAAUAUAUUACAAGAGAAAGAUCAAACUCACUAUGAAAUAGCCCUAGGAUACUGCACAAAAACGAUGACAGUAACAUUUUUUCAGAAUAUAAAUUAUGAGGCAGUAGAUGACUACUUCAAGUUGCAACACCAGAACACAGGGCUUGUGCUUGUGCAGGUUCGGCCUAAUGAAUAUGCAAGAGCAUGUCCAAUAGCCCAAAAGGUGUUCCAAAUAGCCGUUGGCUGUGAUUCUAAUAAAUUCAUUACUGUUAAAGGAUUUAAUAAAAAGGACUGUCUUCAGCAUGAUUUCUUUUACGUUAUUGAAAAGUCAUAUCUGAGGAAUCAAACAUCUAAAAACUUGAGAGUAAAAUAUAAUUGGAAAAAAUAUGGCUGCCCAUUGAGACUUGAUUUUGGAGAAAAGUUUCACCCUUUGCUUCAGCUAUACGACAACAAUGGCUAUGUUGAAGAUGUAGAAGUCAAUUUCAUUGUGUGGGAGAUACAUGGCAGGAAUGACUACAGCUUUAAUAAUACUAUGAAGAAGAGUGGCUGUUUAAAUGAAGCCCAGACGUGGAAGUCAAUGACUGAGCUUAACAAGCACCUCCCACUAGAAGAAGCCUGGGGACCUGAGAACUAUAAGCACUGUUUCUCUUAUGCUAUUGGAAAACCAGGAGACUUAAAUCAACCAUAUGAGAUAAUCAACAAGUCUAACUAUAACCAUUUAGUUUGGCCCGAGGACCAUUCUGGAAUGUAUGUGUUUCGUGUGAAGAUCCUGGAUCCAAACUAUAGUUUUUGUAACCUGACAACUAUAUUUGCAAUAGAGACCUUUGGAAUGAUUCCCAGUCCAAGUGGCUACCUGGUUGCUGCUUUCCUCUUUGUCCUGAUGCUACUGUUCUUCAGUAUUCUAGUUUUGAGCUAUUUCCAUUAUAUGAGGAUUUAUAAACAACAGAUUUAUGAACCAAUUAACAGAUAUGAAAGAAAACAAAAGAAUAAUUAG
This is a messenger RNA of Nyctereutes procyonoides (raccoon dog), 2877 nucleotides long. RefSeq names its product catsper channel auxiliary subunit epsilon (gene CATSPERE). Gene Ontology annotation, cellular component: sperm principal piece; CatSper complex. NCBI's taxonomy places the organism in Eukaryota, Metazoa, Chordata, Mammalia, Carnivora, Canidae. The record is from RefSeq and is a predicted model, not a curated record. The coding region runs from base 1 to 2877 and encodes 958 amino acids. The transcript is spliced from 21 exons. Gene Ontology annotation, biological process: sperm capacitation; flagellated sperm motility.